Messenger RNA from Moneuplotes crassus, 315 nucleotides. The record is from the annotation of a GenBank genome assembly. NCBI's taxonomy places the organism in Eukaryota, Ciliophora, Spirotrichea, Euplotida, Euplotidae.
CAGAUAUGGUUGUCAGUAAUGGGCCAGGAACUGCUUUACCUAUCAUUUAUAUUGCUUUUAUCAUUGGGAAGUUGCUUUGGAACACAAAAAUAAUAUUCAUUGAAAGCUUCUGUAGAAUCAAUUCUCUAUCUUUGACAGGGAGAUUGGUGUUCAAAAUUGUAGAUCGCUUCUAUGUGUAUUGGGAAGAGUUACAGAAAGCUCAUCCAAAAAGUUUGCUAAUAAAAGGAAACUUAAGCAUGUAAAGGCCAUCCUCAAGCUCCAGCCGAUUAUAGGUGAAUAAUAUCCAUUUAUGUUUAAAAGUUGUUUUAAAAUUGA